Messenger RNA from Homalodisca vitripennis (glassy-winged sharpshooter), 2517 nucleotides. RefSeq lists its product as uncharacterized. The coding region runs from base 132 to 1358 and encodes 408 amino acids. Lineage: Eukaryota; Metazoa; Arthropoda; Insecta; Hemiptera; Cicadellidae. The transcript has 2 exons. The record is from RefSeq and is a predicted model, not a curated record.
AUUUGUUUAGGUACGCUAUCUCUUGUAAGGUAUCUGGUGUCAGUACAAACUUUAACGUGUUGAAGAAUGGUCUUAUUUUGUAAGUUUCCUUCUGUAAUUAAUUGAUACGGGUUAGAUUUAAACCACAGGAAAUGGACACACCCAUUCCAGAGUGGAUAAAUGAACCCUUUCUAGAAGCUAUUCUUCAAGGAGAGGAAAGUCAGGAGCCCAUUAUAUCAAUCGUCAAGUUCUUCGUGAGGCCAGCUGUGCCUCCUGGUCACAACUACCUAAGUUAUAUCUACAGAGUCAAAGUACAUUACAAAGCUACUAACUCACAAAAUCUGCUUUCAUUUUCAUUUAUUGUGAAAAUACCGGUAAAAGAAGGUUUCUUUAGUACGAUAUCCAUGAAGGGAGAUUUAUAUCAGAAAGAGAUACAAAUAUAUAAUACGUUUUUUCCAAAGUUUUAUGAAAAAUUAAAAUUUCAAUUGGCACCGAAAUCAUUCAAAAGUCCAACUGAGAGCACCUUAAUCCUUAAAGAUCUCAUGGAAGAUGGCUACAAAAUGUGUGAUAAGUUAAAAAAUCUUGAUUUCAAGUACUGUAAACAUGUAGUUGUCACCAUAGCGAAGUGUCAUGCCACCUCUGUUUCCCUGCACCGUGAGGAGCCAAGCAUUGUCGAAAAUAUGGGGAAAGAAGUUCUAUUUAAUGAAAAUAUGAUGAGUGUUCUGAAAACAGUAUUAGAAUAUUGCGUGAAAACUGUUGCAAGGAUUGCCAAAGAAACUUAUGGACAUGGAGAUCUUGCAGAGUUUCUCCUAAGAAACCUUGAGAAUCUUUGGGAGUCAAUUGUGGACAUUCAUAGAACGAAAGAUGAAGGUUUGAAUGUUUUAAACCAUGGAGAUUUGUGGAUUAAUAACAUGCUCUUCAAGACUAAUGAUUUCGGAGAAAUAUUGGACGUGAAGUUCAUAGACUUUCAAUUCUCAAGAUACAGUUCUCCAGUACUCGAUCUUCUGUUCUUUUUCUGGAGCAGUGCUGAUGAAGUAGUGAGGGCUUACAGAUUACAAGAUCUCUGUAAGGUUUAUCUUCAGACAUUGAACAAUUCUUUGCGGGAUCUCGGCUGCAUGGAGAGAUUGACAUUAGAAGAACUAAAUCAUGGUUUCAAAUCUUCCAGCGAUCUUUUCAUUUUCAUCCUUUGUCAGCUGAUGCCAGCAAUGUUUUCUGACACGGAGGAUGACUAUGAUUUUGGAGAUGUGGAAUUUCGCUCUGAGGAUAAUUCAGUCCUUGAGUAUAGUGAUUUCUUAGAAGCAAAGUUAAAGGGAAAACAUUACUGGAAACAGUUUCCAACCAUUAUAAGGCAGUUUCAGCAUUGGGUGUUAAACUUGUAGGGAUGUGCAAUUUAGCUUAAAGCAUAUAAUACCAGUAGUCAAUCAAAUGUAUUUGUACUUUUCUCCAGAACUAAAGUUUUAUAUCAAAUAUAUUUUACCAAGAAUCUCACCAUUGCUCAGCUCUUAAUCAGGGCAAAUUUAUAGACUAUGCAAAAAACUAUAGACUGUGCAGCAACUCCUUUUGGUAAGGAAGUUACCAAUGAACACCACUACUGGUGAAUGUAUUUUGCAGAAGAGUUAAUACAGUUGUGUUUUAAAUCUUAUGAUUUAAAACCCAAGUCUGUAAAUAUAAAUUUGUGAACUUUAUCAUAAAAAUACUUACCGUCUUUAAAUAUUAUAGAAACAUAGUGCAAUAAUGAAUACAUACAUAGUUAGAUGUCUGUCUCGGUGUAUGGAAUAAAAUUAGGUGAAUUAUAACAAAACCUGAAUUAUAACAAAACGUGAUCCAUGUGAAACAUUCAUAAUGUAUAAGCGCUAUUCUCACGUUUAGAUACAGGAAGUUAACUAAUGUUUCCAUAGGGGGAAGCCCUAAACACAACAUUACGUGUGUGUGUGUGUGUGUGUGUGUGUGUGUGUGUUGUAACGCUUCCUGAGAAUAAUCUAUCAAAUCAGUGAGCCCACAAGCGUAAGACCACAAACUGAUAAUGAGUUGACUUCUCAAGUUAUAAUGUCCUUAGAUAUAUCUGUAUAGUACGAGUUACCUCAUCCAUGCACUCAGGGUCCUAACCACGGAAGUUAUAAUUCAAAGAGGACAAGUUUACAACAUUUCUGCAGCUGACUGGUCUUUAUGCGGUCUCUAAGAGUAAAAAGUGGGUUUAGGACACUCAAAACUGACCGUUUGUGUCAACUUCUAGAAAUAAUGCAAUAUCCUUAUGUUUAAGUAUAUAAUUAUGGUUCUUAAUUACAUUUGUUUGAUUGCACUUUACAAGGCUAAAAGUAAAUAAACUGUUGAAUUACUCAUCAAGAGCAAUGUACAAGAACUCGUCUUAGAAACUGUGUGAAAAUUUUAAGUAAAUACUUAUCAAUAAAAAAUAAGUGUUAUUGAACAUUUUAAAAGUUGAUAUAGUGUUAUUGUAUCAAUGUAUUUGUUGUAAAGGUAAAGCUGAAAUUUAUGUAACUGUUGCAGAGAAAUUAAAAUAAAAAAGUUUAUUAUAUAUGA